Molecule: messenger RNA, 741 nt
Organism: Iphiclides podalirius (scarce swallowtail)
Lineage: Eukaryota; Metazoa; Arthropoda; Insecta; Lepidoptera; Papilionidae
Source: the annotation of a GenBank genome assembly
AUGAGUGCGUUACUCGACGCGGACGCAAUACUCUCCGAUCGCGAGGAGUGGACGAAGCUGGGCGAGGAAUGGGGCAUGCCGAUAGACCUCGACACCGAGGAAGACCAAUCGCCGCAUCUCAAGCACGUGUUCAGCACUCUGGACUUGAAGAAAACGACCUUCGACUCUUCGUUCCUGUUCAAAAAGGUCAGGAGGAAAGUCGGCAGGCGGCUGUCGAAGCGCUCCGUCCUGGAUUACGGCGAGUUCUUGAACGACCUGCGCAAAGACUCCUCGCGGGAGUCCUCCAAGCAGUUCUACUUCGUCAACGGCCAGCUGAUAUCGGCGCUCUCCGUCGAGGAGAUAUGCGGGAAGAUAGACGACUAUUUCAAGUCGAUAGAGAAACUCGCGCCCAGCAGCACGAUGCGCAAGAAGAAGGUGGAUCUGCCAGCAGUGGUGCGCUGCAGCAUUGACAGCGAGGAUUAUUCCUUUGACGACACUGUGAUUGGGGUGUUGAGUACGGAGAAAGGUGAUAGCAGCGACACGAACCGUGUCAUCGACCAGGCGUUCAACGAUUUCAAUUCUUCGAUAGCUUCGAUGGACGUGGACCAGUCGACCAGGGAGUCGGUCACGACCCUCGUGAGGAAGUUCAGCAGCAUCCUCAAGAGUCCAACGGUAAACUGCAGCCCGAGGAGGCAGAGACAGUGCUGUGAAAAGUUCCGUGACCUGGCCGAGUUCUGGAGGAGACGCGCUUUGGACUACGAA